AUGGAUGCUGGCGCACUGUUCGAUGCCUUCCUGGCUGCUACCAGUUUCAGCAGUAUUCAGCAACUGUUCGCGCAGCUUUGUGCACUGUUGGACGUGGAUCCGCUCGAUAGCUUCAACGUUUUCUGCAGCCUGAAAAGCAAGCUAAAGGAUUGGCGUGCCCAGAAAUUAUGGUCACUUUUGGAGAAACGUGCGCAACAGAAGGAGUACUGCGGCCAGAAGGCAUGCUCACGUCUCAGCGUACUCGUUAUUGGAGCUGGUUAG
This is a messenger RNA of Gongylonema pulchrum, 261 nucleotides long. The record is from the annotation of a GenBank genome assembly. NCBI's taxonomy places the organism in Eukaryota, Metazoa, Nematoda, Chromadorea, Rhabditida, Gongylonematidae.